Molecule: messenger RNA, 822 nt
Organism: Aureobasidium subglaciale EXF-2481
Lineage: Eukaryota; Fungi; Ascomycota; Dothideomycetes; Dothideales; Saccotheciaceae
Exons: 2
Coding region: 1-822 (273 amino acids)
Biological process (GO): carbohydrate derivative metabolic process
Molecular function (GO): carbohydrate derivative binding
Source: RefSeq, a predicted model, not a curated record
AUGCACUCCUCAUCCUCUCCCAGGCCCUGCAAGCGCCAACGUACCAUGGUCACUCCUCCAUUGACUAUCCACGACCCAGAGUCAAACUCUAUCCUCGACCGUGCUACACGAGUUCUGUCAAUCGAAGCCACUGCACUUUCUCACGUCACCAGGUUGUACCAGACUGAUCCCCAUGCCAGAGAGGGACUCCUUGGGGCGGUUGAGUGUAUCACCAAGUCACAAUCUGUCGGCGGAAAGGUCAUCGUUUGUGGCGUAGGCAAGAGUGGCCUUGUCGGCCGAAAGACUGUCGCGACGCUGAAGAGUCUGAGCAUCGCAGCCAGUUUCAUGCAUGCUGCCGAGGCCGCACAUGGUGACCUUGGUGAUAUCCGAGAGCACGACGUCUUGUUCUUCAUCUCAUACAGCGGCAAGACGCCUGAGCUGCUCAACCUCCUUCCCCAUCUACCUCGUCAGCUUCAGAUUGUUGCCUUGACUUCACAAUCGAAGGCAUCCGAAUGUCCACUAUUGAAAGAGCACGAGAAUGGCGUACUGCUCCCAGCACCCUUGUUCGAGUCGGAAGAGGUUUCAUUUGGUGUGUCGGCGCCGACAACAUCCACAACUGUUCAGAUCGCCAUCGGCGACAUGCUGGCGCUCACUGUGGCAGACCAGCUGCACGAAAACAAGGGCAAGACUUUCAAGAAGAACCACCCUGGAGGUGCCAUCGGAGCUGUGACCAGAGAGUCGGCAAAGACCAUCGCCGACGCUUGUCACCAGCCGGUCACUCCCUCUGAGGUCACUCCUCUCGAGCUACCUUCUCCGAGUCUCUCAGCGCAGAGCGAUCUCUGA